UCGUUCUCCCGAUCAGUUCCCGCGAAUUCGCGCGUCGGAUAGCAUAGCGCCUCCGAUCGUCAGUCUACCGUGCUUGCCUGCUUCAAUACUGUGCUGCCUGCGACAGAUGGAGACCGCCACCGUCGUCGUCACGCCGGCUCCGGUGUCCAUCACCCACCCACCGCAGCACAAGUUUAUGAAAUCGUCGCCGGCGAGGAAGCCGGCCAAGAAGAAGCUCGCCAGCGGCCGUGGCGGGUACGUCCUUGAGGACGUCCCGCACCUCACCGACUACCUUCCAGAGCUCAAGAGCUACCGGAAUCCCCUGCAAGAUCACCCUGCGUACUCUGUCGUCAAGCAGUACUUCGUGGGCCCGGAUGACACGGUGGCGAAGAAGAUCGUGGUGCACAGGAGCAGCGCGCGCGGGACGCACUUCCGGCGCGCCGGCCCGCGGAAGCGCGUCUACUUCGAGCCGGACGAGGUGAGGGCGGCGAUCGUCACCUGCGGCGGUCUGUGCCCGGGCCUCAACACCGUCGUCCGCGAGCUCGUGUGCGGCCUCCAUGACAUGUACGGCGUGACGAGCAUCUACGGCAUCGAGGGCGGCUACAAGGGGUUCUACGCGCGCAACACGGUGGAGCUGACGCCGCGCUCCGUGAACGACAUCCACAAACGCGGCGGCACGGUGCUGGGUACCUCCCGCGGCGGCCACGACACGGCCAAGAUCGUGAACAGCAUCCAGGAUCGCGGGAUCAACCAGGUGUACAUCAUCGGCGGCGACGGCACACAGAAGGGCGCCGCGUCCGUCCACGAGGAGGUGCAGCGCCGCGGGCUCAAGUGCGCCGUGGUCGGCGUGCCCAAGACCAUCGACAAUGACAUCGCCGUAAUCGACAGGUCGUUCGGCUUCGACAGCGCCGUGGAGGAGGCGCGGCGCGCCAUCGACGCCGCGCACGUCGAGGCCGAGAGCGCCGAGAACGGCAUCGGGGUCGUCAAGCUCAUGGGCCGGAACAGCGGCUUCAUCGCCAUGCACGCCACGCUCGCCAGCCGCGACGUGGACUGCUGCCUCAUCCCGGAGUCGCCGUUCUACCUCGACGGCAAGGGCGGCCUGCUCGAGUUCGCGGAGAAGCGCCUCCGCGACAACGGCCACAUGGUCAUCGUCGUGGCCGAGGGCGCUGGCCAGGACCUCGUCGCCGAAAGCACGCGCUUCGCUGACACCCACGACGCCUCCGGCAACAAGGCGCUGCUCGACGUCGGGCUCUGGCUCUCUCAAAAGAUCAAGGACCAUUUCAAGAAGAAGCCCAGCUUCCCCAUCACCCUCAAGUACAUCGACCCGGCGUACAUGAUCCGCGCCGUGCCGUCCAACGCUUCCGACAACGUCUACUGCACGCUGCUGGCGCACAGCGCCCUGCACGGCGCCAUGGCCGGGUACACCGGCUUCACCGUCGGGCCGGUGAACGGCAGGCAGGCCUACAUCCCUUUCUACAGGAUCACCGAGAAACAGAACAAGGUCGUCAUCACGGACCAGAUGUGGGCGCUGGUGUUGUGCUCGACGAACCAGCCGUGCUUCCUGACACACGAGGACGACGUCGAGCGGGCGUUGAUGAUGGACGAGGAGGAGCCGCACAUGCCACUGGUUGAGGGCGAGAACGCCUUGUUCGCAAACCCAUCCAUGUGCAACGGCAAUGGCCACCUCUGCAAUGGUCACAAAGCCUGAAGGCGCAGUGUCAGUUGAUUCACGUCUUAUGCAAAACCAAUGGUCCAAACGUGGUAGUGAUGUAGGUUUUUUCUUUGUAGCUUCUUUAUGUUCAUUCUUUAGUUCACGUAAGGUUACC
Molecule: messenger RNA, 1805 nt
Organism: Zea mays
Lineage: Eukaryota; Viridiplantae; Streptophyta; Magnoliopsida; Poales; Poaceae
Product: ATP-dependent 6-phosphofructokinase 6
Exons: 4
Coding region: 107-1687 (526 amino acids)
Biological process (GO): glycolytic process; fructose 6-phosphate metabolic process
Molecular function (GO): ATP binding; 6-phosphofructokinase activity
Source: RefSeq, a predicted model, not a curated record